This is a messenger RNA of Myxocyprinus asiaticus (Chinese sucker), 1994 nucleotides long. RefSeq names its product prostaglandin E2 receptor EP1 subtype-like. Gene Ontology annotation, cellular component: plasma membrane. Gene Ontology annotation, biological process: inflammatory response; adenylate cyclase-activating G protein-coupled receptor signaling pathway; positive regulation of cytosolic calcium ion concentration. The record is from RefSeq and is a predicted model, not a curated record. Gene Ontology annotation, molecular function: thromboxane receptor activity; prostaglandin E receptor activity. Lineage: Eukaryota; Metazoa; Chordata; Actinopteri; Cypriniformes; Catostomidae. The transcript has 3 exons. The coding region runs from base 100 to 1224 and encodes 374 amino acids.
GUGAUCAAAGGUAGAGCUGCCUAGAGAGAAGUGCACAGCUGAGAAACAGACUCUUGGAUACUGGAUCACACUAACCUAGAAUUGCUUGACUGUCACACCAUGGAUAUUCUGUUCACUGUUUCAUGCCAGCAUUCUAGAGACUAUAAUCUCACGUCGUUCUGUCCCGAUAACCAAACUAUCAACUCAACAUCUCCUGGUCUGGUUAACCCACCUGCUUUUGGAAUGUCCUACUUCACUAUGACCCUCGGUGCACUCUCAAACCUGACGGCACUAGCAAUCCUUGCCCAUUCCUACACCCGCUUCCGUCUGCGUGCCAAGGCACCAUUCCUGUUGCUAGCUUCAGCCCUGCUUCUGAGUGACCUGGCGGGUCACGUGAUCACUGGUGCUUUGGCAUUGCACCUACAUCUAGGUAGAGUCAAGCAUCACGGAGCGGCAAUAGUAGUAGAGCCUCCUCAGAAUUACUGCAAACUCUUUGGUGCUUGCAUGGUGUUUUUUGGCCUUUGCCCUCUACUGUUAGGCAGUGCAAUGGCAGUGGAGCGUUGCAUAGGCAUUACACAACCUCUCCUGCACUCGACUGUUGUUACCAUAGCACACAUCCGUUUCUCUGUACUCCUGAUCACCUCCACGGCUCUCAUGUUGGCGGGACUCCCCUUGCUGAAUGUGGGCAACUACAAACCCCAGUUCCCCGGUACCUGGUGUUUCUUACCAGUGAAUGGUCCACUCUCCAUAGCCGAUGCAAGCCUUGCUUUGGCCUUUUCUUUACUGGGGCUUGUAGCAUUGACUGUCUCAGUCCUAUCCAAUACUAUGAGUGGGCUGAAAUUGCUCCAGGCAAGGCUUAAGGACCAACGUGUUAAGUCAACUGCUCGGAGACAUGGAUCAUUUUCGACCUCGUCUCUGCAUUCAUUAGAUGUUGAGAUGAUGACACAGCUGGCUGGGAUAACAGUGGUUUCCUGUGUCUGCUGGAAUCCUUUUCUUAUCUACAUCCUCAUAUCUGUGAUCAGGUUUUAUGAAGGAAUCACCAGACCGGUGCACCAGUGUGAGAAGCUUCUUCUACUUGCCCUGCGUUUGGCUAGCUGGAACCAGAUUCUGGAUCCAUGGGUUUAUAUCCUCCUACGGCGAGCAGUUCUGCGCAGAGUCCUUCAGCUGCUACAGCCUGAAAAAGUUGUGUUUUCACCAAGUUGCUCCUACACAGACUCAAAUAGAAAGCAGAUUAGUUUAUACUGAUUACACUUUUGUUUAUGCUAAUUGCGAAUAUGUUUACAUAUGUGGUCAGGCACCAAUAAUAUUUUAAAUCAAUUAUUUUCUGUGUUUAUGUUUGGCUGUCAAAAGAGAACGAGUGAGAAUGUGAAAAGGACUUUUUUUUUUUAUCUGUUCAUUAACUGUUGCACUUUUUUCUUUUUUUAGCAUGAAAGUGUUGAGUUUACAAAAAAUGGGUUUGACCUUACAACAUUUUUAUGGAAACCAAAGACACUGUGACUGGUGCCAUAAAAAAGUUAAUAAUAAUAAUAAUAAUAACAAUAAUAAAUAACUAAAAAAUACUAAACUGGCACUAUUAGCCACCUCUGUCAUAAAAAUAAUUAAUAAACCAAUGAAUGAAUCAAUAAAUAAAUAAUCAUUGUAACUAUUUAUUUAUUAGGCUAUAAUGUAAUAAUCUAAAUAAUUAUUGAUAUUAUUUAUUAUGUUAUUAUGGCUUAGUAACAAUAAUUAUGGUGGAAAUACUAUGGUACAUUUUUAAAAGGGGGUUGGGGGAGGGGUACAAGUGGUCUAUUUAUUUAUUCAGCAUUAAAUCUGUUUAUUUAUUGUCACAAUCUUUUGUGCAUGAAAGUUACAGUGAUGUCUUUACUGUCUGUGUGUACUGUAUAUCAGAACUUGAUCAAAGCAAGACGUGCAUGACUUGAACUGCAGUAGUCACAAGUGGAUUGAUGAUGUGAUUCUGUUUUUAUUUUUAUUUAUUUAUUUUUGUUUAAAUCUAUUGUUAUUCAAAAAUACAUUAA